Molecule: messenger RNA, 5702 nt
Organism: Hydractinia symbiolongicarpus
Lineage: Eukaryota; Metazoa; Cnidaria; Hydrozoa; Anthoathecata; Hydractiniidae
Product: activating transcription factor 3-like
Exons: 4
Coding region: 125-604 (159 amino acids)
Biological process (GO): regulation of transcription by RNA polymerase II
Cellular component (GO): nucleus
Molecular function (GO): RNA polymerase II cis-regulatory region sequence-specific DNA binding; DNA-binding transcription factor activity, RNA polymerase II-specific
Source: RefSeq, a predicted model, not a curated record
CAGAGCGCGGUAAUUAGUUAUCACCGUGUUUCACAGAUAGAAACGAAGACAAGAGAAGGAAGGACUUAUUCUCUCUACCUUCGUUUCUUCAACUGGACUAACACUGAACCACCCUCACUUGAAGAUGGAUUUUAAUUUCUACUCUCAGGCAACAGUUAUCUCACCUGAAGGAAGAAAUGACACACAAUGUGGGAAUCUUGUCAGGUCAAUAGAUGAUGAUUUUGAAAUUGGCGAUUUGCCCGUCAAACUUGAGCUUAGGUAUGCGAUAGAAGCUAAACGAGCGGAAAAAGGUCUCGAUAUGCCUGUCAUGGAUGAUGUACCAAGACGCCCAAGAGAACUUACUGCUGAAGAAGAAGAGCGUCGAAGAGUUCGCCGCGAAAGAAACAAAGUCGCCGCUUCUCGAUGCCGUGUAAAACGAAAACAUCAUGUUCGAAAGCUACUGAAAGAGUCGGAUGAUCUUUCAAAAUCAAAUAACGAAUUAGAAAACAUAAUCGAUAAAUUAAAAUAUGAGAAAAACCGUUUGGAAGAAGCAAUCCGAGGACAUCUUUGUAAACAUACAAAUAACUUGAGAAUAUCGACAGAACUGAGGUGUGCUGGUAACUAAGUUGGUUCUGCCAAAAUGGUGGUGUUCGUUGUUUAAAAGUUGGUUGAAGAAUGUUGGUGUAUAGAAGCAAGAGAAUCAGUUAAUACUUGUGAGCACUUAUUUGUUUAGAAGUAAUUUGUUAUAGCGCGAUGUAAGCGACAUAUUCAGCGUUACUCUACCAAACGUUGGAAGUGGAUUUUUAAUUUCCAAAUAUCUUCUGUUUCCUUUCUCCUCACACUGGUCGCAAUAGCUUUUAAGGUACGAUUUUUCUAAGGAUUAGGUGAAUCAGCUGAAAGUCCGUACGCAUUCAUGCUCUCACAUGUUUUUAUUGAUUUAAAAUUUAGUCUUUAUCUGUGUCUACAAAUUGCUUCUAAAUUUCAUAUGAUUUUUUGUAUCUCUUAUAUUCCAUAAAAGGUUGCCGUGUAUUUACCUUAUUUUGUAUGGGUUCAAAAAGAACACUUAAGCAUUUUCAACAAGUUAAGCAUUUACUUCGAAACGAGUUGACCUACUCUCUUCAAGAUAGCACUCGUGUCUCGCAAUCACCAUGUGUAAAGUAAACCUGAACUAGCUGACGUCAACAAACCACGUUGUAAAGUAUGCACGACUCUCCUCCUCUUAGGUUAUCAUGUAUUGCUGUGGCACCCUUCUUCUGCUUUUUCUGUUUCAAAAACCAUUUUAUUCAAAGGAUAAAUUUAAAUCUUCUAUAUAGAAAAUCCAUUUACAAAUUUUAAAUUUUUUUCGCAAAGUUUAAACUUAACAUCAACUGUUUGAUGGUUAAAAUCAAUAAACUGAGUUAUCUGAGUGACGGAAACUAACUAAUGGCGAUUUUGAGAAAUGACUGAUGACUGAUAAUUACUUACUGAUGACGGAUUACUACUGACUGAUGACGGACUAUUACUUACUGAUAACGGAUUAUUGCUGACUGAUGACAGGUUGUCUACUGACUGAUGGCGGAUUAUUACUAGCUAAUAACAAUAUAAACUGACUGGUGACGGUUAAUUACUAACUGAUAUGACGGAUAUUUACUAAAUGAUGACGGCUAUCUUCUCACCGAUGACGAAUAUCUACUGAGUGAUGACGGAUAUCUUCUGACUAAUGGUGGACUGACUGAUAAUGGAUAUCUACUGACUGAUGACGGAUAAUUACUAACUGACGACGGGUAUCUACUGACUGACAACGGAUAUCUACUUAUUAAGGACGGUUAUCUUCUAACUGAUAACAUUUAUCCACUAAAUAAUGACGGCUAUCUUCUAACCGAUGACGGAUAUCUACAGAGUUAUGAAGGCUAUUUUCUAACUGAUGACUGCUAUCUUCUAACCGAUAACGGCUAUUUACUGACUGAAGACAGAUAUUUAUGAAUGAUGGGGGUUAUCUUUAGACUAAUAAUGGACUGACUGAUGACUGAUAUAUACUGACUGUUGACGGCUAUUUACAGACUAAUGACGGAUAUCUACUGAUUGAUGACGGAAAACUACCAAAUGAUAAAGGAGUAUUACUGACUGAUGCUGGAAGACUACUAAGUGAUGACGGAACGGACUGAUGACGAAAAACUACUGACUGAUAACAGAAAAAGUACCGACUGAUGACAGUAAAGUACAGACUGAUGACGGAAAACUCCUGACUGUGAAAGGAGUAUUAUUGACUGAUGACGUGAGACUACUAAUUCAUGACGGAAAACAACUAACCGAUAACGAAAAAUUACUGACUGAUGACGGAAAACUACUGACGUAUGACGAGAGAGUACUGACUGAUAACGGAAAACUACUGACUGAUAACGGAAAAUUAUUGACUAAUGACGAAAAACUACUGUCUGAUGACGGAAAACUACUGACUGAUAACGGAAAACUACUGACUGAUGACGGAAAAUUAUUGACUGAUGACGAAAAACUACUGACUGAUGACGGAAAACUACUGACUGAUGACGGAAAAUUAUUGACUGAUGACGAAAAACUACUGACUGAUGACGGAAAACUACUGACUGAUGACGGAAAACUACUGACUGAUGACGGAAAACUACUGACUGAUAACGGAAAGCUACUGAGUGAUGACGGAAAAUUAAUGACUGAUGACGAAAAACUACUGACUGAUGACGGAAAAUUAUUGACUGAUGACGGAAAAUUAUUGACUGAUGACGGAAAACUAUUGGCUGAUGACGGAAAACUAUUGACUGAUGACUGAAAACUAUUACCUGAUGACGAAAAACUAUUGACUGAUGACGAAAAACUAUUGACUGAUGACGGAAAAUUAUUGACUGAUGACGGAAAACUAUUACCUGAUGACGGAAAACUAUUGACUGAUGACGAAAAACUAUUGACUGAUGACGAAGAACUAUUGACUGAUGACGGAAAACUAUUUACUGAUGACGGAAAACUAUUGACUGAUGACGGAAAACUAUUGACUGAUGACGGAAAACUAUUGACUAAACUACUUCUAAAACUCUUAUGGGGAUGGGUUCGGACGAAAAUCCACUCAGGAAAGGUUACUGACAAAUUACAGAAAUCUAAUUGGGGAGGGUAACUGACAGAUGACGGACUUCUGACAUAACUUUACUCGGAAAAUGUUAUUAACUUAUUACGGGAAUAUCCUUGGAAAGAGUUACUGACUGAAGAAAUUUUACCUAGGGAAGACUACUGAUUGUAUGAAAGCACACAACUAAUAUAGACGACAGACAUCUAACUAAUCGAAUAUCUAGUCAGUGACACACGUAAUGAGUUUUCAACACAUUUAUAACUACAAACAGUUUUCUCUUCGUUUCUAAUACUUUUAGGGAGAACAUUUUGCUGAAAUUAUUUUUGAGAAUAAGAGACUUAAGGAAAGGAAUCUAUUUUUGCGACCGAUUGAUCAACUGUUCAACAAAUUUUCACUAACUUCCAACUGUUACUGUCCCUACGGAAACAAACAUCAACCACCUAAUCCUCACAUUUACUGUUGCAUCAAAACAACUUCAUAACUGAUCAACACACUGUGCGGUUACAGCAGAAUGACUAUUUAACUUUCGGUCAACUGUUACGACGAACACACACUGUUCAUCUUAUCAAUAACCUCUAGUGUUAUGACAAAAACACUUUUUACUGGACAUCAAAUUUUACUGUUGCGACAGGACAACUCUUUAUCUGCUUACCAACUUUUACUGUUGCGACGAAAAGACCGCCGCACUGCUCAUUAACAUUGAGUGUUACGACGCAACGACCUUUUAACUGAUCUUCAAAUUUUACUGUUACGACAGGACAACUUUUUAUCUGCUUACCAACUAUUACUGUUGCGACGAAAAGGCUGCCGUACUGCUCACUAACUUAACGUGUUACGGCGAAACGACCGUUUGACUGAUCAUCAAAUUUUACUGUUACGACAGAACAACUCUUUAACUGCCUACCAACUGUUACUGUUGUGACGAAAAGGCUGCCGCACUGCUAACUAACUUUACGUUUUACAGCGAAACGACCGUUUGACUGAUCAUCAAAUUUUACUGUUACGACAGAACAACUCUUUAACUGCCAACAACUGUUACCGUUGGGACGAAAAGACAACCGCACUGAUCAAUAACUUUGCGUCUUACGGCGAUAAGCCCGUUUAAAUGAUCAUCAACUUUACUGAUACGACACGAAAACUGUUACUGUUACGACAAAAACACUCUUUAAUUGAUCAUUAGCGUUUAGUGUUACGGCAAAACGACUGCAUAACUGAUCACUAAAUUUUCUGUUACGAUAGCAAAACUGAUUGACUAUCAACUGUUACUACGGCAACAUAAACAACGUUUAACUGACAAAUUUACUGUUACGACAAUGUAACUGUUUAACCCUUUUGAUAUCGGGAGUGGGGUGUGGCGAAAAAAUGCCCUACCUGGCAUACUUAGUAACAAAAGAACAGUUAGCUUGAUGGCCUUAAAACGCAACUUUCUGUGGGCGAGUUUAUCCUUUUAGAAAAAUUUUAAGCGGGUGGUACACCACGCCCAUUUCCAAAAGCUUUGUCUUAUAUUUUGUCAAUUUUUUAUUAUAUCAGUGAUUUCCUUUAUCAAAAUUCUUUACUUGAGGUUUGUACGUAAUAAAUAGUUUAUACACUUUACGCCCCUUUGCAUCUCAUUAAAAGGCGUAUCAUUUUUUGUCAAACUGGCGCAUCAAUAAGUUACAGAAUUAUGGCCAAGAUGUUAAAACGUCACUCGAAGUACUAAAUAUUAAAUUUCAAUAUUUUUUUACAAAUAUCGCUAAAAAUUAAUUCAAAGCAAUAGAUCUUUAAGAACUGGAAUUUAACAAAAAAUGCUGACGUUGGCAAAAAUAUUGCCGACAGUCAUAAAUUCAUUUAAAAUAUGAUUUUCAAUCGUCAUAUCACAGACGUCAUUGGUUAUUAUGACUUACAACCCAACAUAAGGGAAGUUAUGAGGGUAGGGAAUUUUUAUUAUCCCUUCCAUAACUUCACUACACUCCCACCCUCUAUACCACGGAAUAAAAAGGUUUAAAUGACUACCAACUGUAUAAUGAAUUUAUUCUGAACUGAUCGUUAACUUAUAUAGCAACACAACCGUUCAACCAAUUGUUACUGUUACGUUAACUGUUUGAUUGACUACCAACUGUUACUAUGGCGACGGAAACAAUGUUUAACUUUUCAUCGACUCUUAAAUACUGUUACGACAAAACAAUUGUUUGUUUUUUUAAUUAUAUUUUUCCAACUGCUUAGUCACUACACUUCGCUGUUACGACAUUGACACUGUUUGACUAGCCUUCACACGUAAAUACUUAACUGCUUGUUAACUGCUUGCUAAAUCUCAGUGUUAGGACAAAAAAAUCUUCGAACUAGCCACUAUAAAUUUUAAUUUUACGACAGAAUAUUUUUUCAAUUUUACCGGCACAAUAAACAACCUUUUAACUGAUCGCUCCUUUUAACGUUGACGAAACUCAUUGCGAAAUUCUGAUACCAAAUGGACACGUUUAAGUGUGACAAAUAUAUUUUGAAAUUCUACAGAACUACUGUUAAACUUUUAUCUUGUUUGACGUGUGCUCAGCUACAUUUUAUUAUUGCAGAAGAAAAAAUCACUGCUUUUAGUCUGCUUCAUAACUAUACCGAUCAAUAAACUGAUACGACAAAAUGGUUGUGACGUUGUGACGAAGGGGUUUUUGAAGGAAAA